CCGAAGCCGACCCAAUCCGCCCGUUUGCCAAGUCCAAUUUCAAUGAUAUUUGGUACAAAUAAGAACCCAUAGAAUCAUAAGGGUGAAGCUGGAUUUAUGUUUCCUUUGGAAGAUUAAGUCAGAUUUUUAGUUUCACAUGUCUAUAUGCUUCCUAAUUUUCUGCACAGAGAGGUUGGUAAGGGGAUAUAUGCCUUUUGAUGGAUUUGAAAAAUUAGUUGGAUGCUUGUCUGAGAUUUCUGGUCCAGCUUUCCUUCAUUGCUCCUAUGAUGCUUGUGGUUUUAUAUGGAUGGUGAUAUCCUACUACGAUGGUGUUGGCUAUGGGUACUUAACCAUCACUCUCAAGUCUUCUCUAUGUGCUGCCUAUGCAGGAGGUUCUGCUUUCUUCUUCUGCAAUCAGAUGCUAACGCAGAGUUAGGCCAUGGAAUGGUCCCCUCGCUUAGAAGGAAAGAUUUCUCGAGCACAGUGGUUGUGGACCAAGCGCCACCUUCCUCUCAGUUUUUAACUUUAUCCCGCUUCUUACUUUAACAUCAGUUUCCAUUUCGUUUUUCAGUGAGAUUGUGGUGCUGGCUUUAUAGAGAACUUGUAAUGCUCUCAUAAUUUGCAAUGAAAGCUAAAUUUUUAG
Molecule: messenger RNA, 622 nt
Organism: Rubroshorea leprosula
Lineage: Eukaryota; Viridiplantae; Streptophyta; Magnoliopsida; Malvales; Dipterocarpaceae
Source: the annotation of a GenBank genome assembly